CCGGAAGUUAUUGUUUUGUUUAGUUUCUAACCGCAAUUAUAGCUGUUUAUUGAUAUAUUUCGUAAGCUUUGGCGAUGUCUAGUGUGCGAACACUUAAGACGUUACUUGAGGAGGCUGACAAAGCAAGCAGAAGUUCAGUGGCCAGCAAAGCGGAAGACAUGUACACAACAAUGAUCGACACGGCACUGAAGCUAAAAUUGUCCGAGUCUUCGAUCACCGACGCUGAACGCAAUGAAAUAUCAUGUGACUUAGCACUGGCUUAUAACAAUAGAGGACAGCUACGCUAUCUUAGAGUAGAGUUUGUAAUGGCGGUAGAUGACUAUAGCAAUGCAUUAAAACACAAUCCACAGUUUGCAGUAGCCUACUACAACAGAGGACAAGUGCAUUACAGACUCAGUCGUUUUGACGAAGCUAUAAAAGACAUGAAUCAAGCACUAAAACUAAAUCCACAUUUUGAGGAGGCCAAGCUUGCUUUGGAUGCUGCUCUCAAAGAUAAAGAAAUGAAAGAAGUGCUGAGAUAAACGAUGACUCAAUACUCUACCCCACCUUUCAAUGUAGUGAUAAUGAUCAUGAAAGAAGACUAAGGUGUAAUAACAAUGGAUUUGUUGCCAUUUGUGUUGCCAUGGAAUCAGUACAAUAAUCUUUGAUCAUCAACAUUAUAAAAAUGAUGUAAUCCUGAAUUUCAAGGAGAAAUUGGAAC
This is a messenger RNA of Saccoglossus kowalevskii, 700 nucleotides long. RefSeq lists its product as uncharacterized. The record is from RefSeq and is a predicted model, not a curated record. Gene Ontology annotation, molecular function: protein binding. NCBI's taxonomy places the organism in Eukaryota, Metazoa, Hemichordata, Enteropneusta, Harrimaniidae.